This is a messenger RNA of Impatiens glandulifera, 1578 nucleotides long. RefSeq names its product ribose-phosphate pyrophosphokinase 1-like. Gene Ontology annotation, molecular function: magnesium ion binding; ribose phosphate diphosphokinase activity. The transcript is spliced from 8 exons. The coding region runs from base 110 to 1291 and encodes 393 amino acids. Lineage: Eukaryota; Viridiplantae; Streptophyta; Magnoliopsida; Ericales; Balsaminaceae. Gene Ontology annotation, biological process: 5-phosphoribose 1-diphosphate biosynthetic process; ribonucleoside monophosphate biosynthetic process; purine nucleotide biosynthetic process. Gene Ontology annotation, cellular component: cytoplasm; ribose phosphate diphosphokinase complex. The record is from RefSeq and is a predicted model, not a curated record.
GGUGAAGUGCAGAGAUUAUUGAACGGCGCCAGCCGCGCCAUUGAUACUCUCUCUCCUCUCUCUCUCUCUCUGAAGAAGAAGAAACAACGAACGACAAGCAUUAACCUACAUGCAAAACACAUCAAUGGCGUCUCUUGCUUUGUCUGCUUCAACUUCAUAUUCUCCUUCAAUCUCUUCUCGACGCUCUUUAUUCCAUCGAACUUUCUCCCCCAGAUAUUCUCCUUCUCAUUUUCUCUCCCAGAUGAGAGUCAGAUGUGAAGGGAAGCCAUGUCCACCAAUUCUAAAUGGGAAAACAUUCUAUAAGUCGGUUCCUAGCAGAAUUUCAGAGCUUGAGAUUAACAAAAACAGUAGCAAGUUGAAGAUAUUCUCUGGCACGGCAAAUCCUGCUCUUUCUGAGGAAAUUGCUUGUUACAUGGGCCUCAACUUAGGAAAGGUCAGCAUAAAACGGUUUGCUGAUGGUGAGAUCUAUGUUCAACUGAAAGAAAGUGUUAGAGGAUGUGAUGUGUACUUGGUCCAGCCAACCUGUCCACCAGCUAAUGAAAACCUGAUGGAGCUUUUAGUAAUGAUAGACGCUUGUCGAAGGGCUUCCGCCAAAACUGUAACUGCAGUAAUUCCAUAUUUCGGAUAUGCUAGAGCUGAUAGAAAAACACAAGGGCGUGAAUCUAUUGCUGCCAAACUUGUUGCGAAUGUUAUAACAGAAGCAGGAGCAGAUCGUGUUCUAUCUUGUGAUCUGCAUUCUGGUCAGUCCAUGGGCUACUUUGAUAUUCCAGUAGACCAUGUGAGCGGUCAGCCUGUGGUUCUUGAUUAUCUUGCUAGCAAGAGGAUUAGCUCAGAGGAUCUAGUGGUAGUCUCACCCGAUGUUGGAGGUGUAGCUCGAGCUAGGGCUUUUGCUAAAAAGUUAUCGGAUGCACCUUUAGCCAUUGUAGACAAAAGGCGUCACGGACACAAUGUCGCUGAGGUUAUGAAUCUAAUAGGUGACGUGAGAGGAAAAGUUGCGGUUAUGGUGGAUGACAUGAUCGACACUGCUGGUACAAUUACCGAAGGUGCGGCUCUGUUACAUGCAGAGGGUGCCAGAGAAGUCUAUGCUUGCACAACUCAUGCCGUCUUCAGUCCUCCAGCGAUUGAAAGGCUUUCAAGCGGCCUAUUUCAAGAAGUCAUCAUUACAAAUACUAUACCAAUGGAGGAAAAGAAUUACUUUCCUCAAUUAACAGUUCUUUCGGUUGCAAACAUCUUGGGGGAAACCAUCUGGCGUGUCCAUGGCGGUUCUUCUGUCAGUAGCAUCUUCCAGUGAUCUUAAUUUUUUUUUCAUUCUGUCCAAACGGGGAUGGAAAUAUUUAUGCUAUUUUUUUUUUUGGCUUAAGAGGAGUUUAUUUAAGAAUAGGUUGUCAAAAUCAAUAUUCUUCUCUAGUCUGAUUCAAUCAGAUUUUGAUAAUGAAUGAUUUCUAGGAAGUGAAAUAGGAUUUAGUCUUGACUGUGAUUGUGUAGUGAUUGAAUUUUGUUGGCAAACUUAGAUUAUUUGAAUGGUGAACUUAUCAUAAAUUCAUAAAUCAUAUGAAAGUUUGAUUUCUUUUUCUUUUU